AUGAUUUUUAAUAGUUUUAAGAAUAUUAUAAAAAAUGGAAAUAUUAUAAUUAGGAAGAAGCCCAUUUUUGAAUAUAAUGUGAGAUAUAUGAAAAACAAAAGGAGAGGGCUAAAGGAACAACCAAGAAAAAAACCAUUAGAUAUAGAAAAAAAAAUUAAGAAUCCUGAUAAAUAUGAAGAGAAAAUGCACUUUGAUAACUUAUGUAAAGGAGAAUUAUAUUUACCUGAAUCAUGUAAAGCAAAAAAAUUAGCUAUGCUAUGUAAUCGCUUGUUUUAUUUUAAUAUAAAUGAUGAAGACUUAUUAGAUAGAUAUGCUCAGAGAGCUAUUGUUAUAGCUAAUAGUAUGAGUACUAAAGAAAUUUCCUUAAUAUUAAAUACAAUGAGAAAAUUUAAUCAUAAAAAUGAAAAAUUAUUAGAAACAUUUGCUAAAUAUAUACCGAGUAAAUUACAUAAAGGAGUUCCACAAGACAUCUCCUUAAUAUUAAACGCAUAUUCUCAUUUCAAUUAUAUUGACAAAAAUUUAUUUAAUAGAAUAUGUGAAGAAAUACCUCAUAAAAUCCCACAUUUUCAACAUAAUCAUAUAUCAAGUGUUAUUAAUGCUUUUUACAAAUUAAAAAUAAAAGAUAAAAUUAUAAUAGAUGAUAUGGCCGAUGAAAUAGUUGAACGAAUUAAUGAGUUUGAUACAAAAUCUUUAACAAACAUUAUUAAUUCUUUCUCGAAAUUAAACUAUAGAAAUGAAAAUAAAAAAGUUAUAUGGGAAAAAUUUAUUGAAGCAGUAAAAAAUUUAAAUAAACAAUUCAACCUUUUAGAAGUUAUAUUAAUUACUAAUGCUUUUUGUAAAAAAAGAAUGAAAAAUAAAAAUAUUUAUAAUUUUUUAAAUGAAAUUUUAAAUUAUCACAUUUUUGAAAAAAAAUCAUUAAAUUCUAAUAAUGCUUUUCUACUUUGUACAGCUGCUCAUUCUUUCGCUUACAUUAAAUUUUAUUCUAAAAAGUUAUUUGAUUUUAUUAUUUCAUACUUUUCAGAUGAAAAUAAUUAUAUAUCAUUAGAUUCUCAACAUUUUUCUCAAUUGAUUUAUUCAUUUUCCGUGUUUAAUAUUAACAAUCCCAUAUUUGUUGAUGUUUUUAUUAAAAUGUCAUGUAAAAGAAUAGAGAAUAAAGAAUUGAAUGAACAAACACUGUCUACCAUUGCAUAUUCAUUUGCUAAAUUAAAAAUAAGAAAUACAAAAUUUUUUGUUUUAUUAUCUUCUUAUAUUAUUAAAGAAAAAAUAAACUUAUCGGCUCAAAGCUUAAGUUUAAUUUGUUAUAGUUACUCUAAAUUACGAAUAAAGUCAGAAAUCCUAUUUUAUUUUUUAUCUAUUCAAAUAUUUCAAAGUAUGAAUAUGCUAACUAAGCAAGGUCUAUCUAUUAUCUUAAGUUCUUAUUCUAAUUUAAAAAUUUUUAAUGUAAAAUUGUUUACCUUGAUAAAUAAAUAUUUAAAUCUUUAUUCUGACAAUUUUACAAGUGAGGAAUGUUUAUUGAUUUGUAAAAACUAUGAAAAUAUAUUAAAAAAUAUGAACAAUGAAAUGGAAAAUAAAAGUAAUGACAAAAAUUUACUUAUGAGAAUGUCUAAUACAAAAAAAGAAUUAAGUAAUUUUGUUCAAAUUUUAAAAGAGAAAAUAAAGUUUUUUGAAAAUAAAAUUGAUUCAAAAUCUAAUAUUUCUUUAAAGGAUAAUGAAAAAGAACAAAAAGAAGAAGAAUAUGAUGAAGAUAAUGAGGAGAGUUUUUUUUCUAUUUUUAAUCAAAAUGAUAUUUUGAAUGAUGAUCCAAAAGAAGAAAACGAAGAAUUGAACCAUUUUAUAAAUUCUGAUAAAUUACUGGAAACAUUUGAUGAUACCCACGAUGUCAAGAAAAAAGAAGAUACUUUAAAAAUAUAUGAAAAAAUGUUUUUAAAUAAUGCAGAAAGCACUAAUAGUAAUAGAAUUUCUCUAAUGAAUGAGGAGUUAAGUAAAAAGCUUCACUCUAUUUUAGAUAAUCAGAACAAACAGAUAGAAGAAAAUAAAAUGUCUGAGAAUAAAAGUGCAAAAAGUUUAAUAGAGUUGAUGACUGCAAAUAAACCACCAAAAAUAAAUUAUGAUAAAGAAAAUUUAAUAAAAUCAGCUGAACAAGUAGAAACAGAAUUCAUAAAAGCAUACAUAAAUGAAAAAGAUGAAUCUAAUGGUAGCAGUAAAAUUGGAAGAAAUUCAAAAAAAAGAAAAAAAAAAGUUAAUAAAAUUUUGUCUAAAAAAUAUGAGCCUGUGGAUGAUCUUUCUACUUUGCAAAAAAAAUGGAAUAAUUUUUAUGAAAAAUGA
Messenger RNA from Plasmodium relictum, 2325 nucleotides. RefSeq names its product conserved Plasmodium protein, unknown function. Gene Ontology annotation, cellular component: ribonucleoprotein granule; mitochondrial matrix. The transcript has a single exon. The record is from RefSeq and is a predicted model, not a curated record. Gene Ontology annotation, molecular function: RNA binding. Gene Ontology annotation, biological process: mitochondrial RNA processing; regulation of mitochondrial mRNA stability. Lineage: Eukaryota; Apicomplexa; Aconoidasida; Haemosporida; Plasmodiidae. The coding region runs from base 1 to 2325 and encodes 774 amino acids.